Molecule: messenger RNA, 1749 nt
Organism: Ostreococcus lucimarinus CCE9901
Lineage: Eukaryota; Viridiplantae; Chlorophyta; Mamiellophyceae; Mamiellales; Bathycoccaceae
Product: ABC(ABCD) family transporter: long-chain fatty acid
Exons: 1
Biological process (GO): peroxisome organization; long-chain fatty acid import into peroxisome; fatty acid beta-oxidation
Cellular component (GO): peroxisomal membrane
Molecular function (GO): ABC-type transporter activity; ATP hydrolysis activity; long-chain fatty acid transmembrane transporter activity
Source: RefSeq, a predicted model, not a curated record
AAGAAGAAGAAGAAAUCGACGCCGAGACGGAGAUCCGCGGCGGCGGUGGACGCGACGUUCGCGAGGCGAUUGAGGUUUUUGCUCGGGAUCGUCGUGCCAUCGUGGCGAAGCGAGGAGGCGUUUUUGUUGCUCACGCAGUCGUGCGCGCUCGUGUCGCGCUCGUUCAUAUCGUUGCGGAUCGCGGAGAAGGGAGGGGACGGGAUGCGCGCGGUGAUGGAGCGCGAUUGGCGCGAGGCGUCGUCGGUGCUGACGGACUUUUUCGUCUCGGGCGUCGCGGCGUCGGUGGUGAACUCGGCGCUCAAGUAUUUGACCAAUAGCAUCACGACGUGCUUUCGCGAGCGGUUGACUCUGUACGUGCACGACGCGUAUUUGUCGCAUCGAGCGUAUUACAAGGCGGCGGUGCUUCGACACGGCGACUUGGACAACGCCGAUCAACGCGUGGCGGAGGAUUUGCACCAGUUCUGCGCCACGACGAGCGAUUUAUACGCGCGAACGUUCAAACCGCUUUUGGAUGUGAUUUUAAGCACGUCUCGAAUGGCGCAGACGAUGGGAUACUCGGGGCUCUUCGUGUUGUACGCGUACUUUGGCCUCUCUGGCGCCGCGGUGCGAGCUUUUUCGCCGCCGUUCGGCGAGUACAUCGCGCAGACGCAAAAGCGCGAAGGCGAGUUCCGCCGCGCGCACUCGAGGUUGAUUCAACACGCCGAAGAAGUCGCCUUUCUCGACGGGAGCGCGCGCGAGAAGGAAAUCUUAAACAAAUCGUUGCACGAGGUGACGACGUGGAGUCACUUUUACUACUACUCUCAAUUCAAGCAGGGCAUCGUCGAUCAAUACGCGCUGAAAUAUUUUGCGUCAAUGAUCGGCUGGCCCGUGCUCGCGGUUCCGUUCAUGUACUCUGACUUGAGCGCGAGCGAGAUCGCGGCGAGGUACAAGGAGAACGACACCCUCAUCAAGAGCGCGAGCGGCUCCAUCGGAGAUUUAAUGUUGGUGUACAAAAAGCUCCAGCGUUUGGCUGGGUUCACCGCGCGAGUCACCGAGCUCAUCGAGAGCGUAGACUCCGUGUCCGCCGAAGCGAGCACGGUUCAAGUCGCGGGCGAGGACGAUGGAAUCCACUUCAAAGACGUCACCGUCUACGCGCCCGACGGCCGAUUGCUGGUGAAGAAUUUGAACUUGGACAUCAAUCCGGGCGAGAGCGUCUUCAUCACCGGCGCGAACGGCGCGGGGAAGACAUCAAUCUUCCGCGUUCUCGCCGGCCUGUGGCGCGCGGCUUCCGGCAGCGUCGUUCGCCCGUCCCACGGUUUGGCCACGACGGCGGACGGCGACGCCGCCAUCUUUUACGUCCCCCAGCGCCCGUACUUGGUCUCCGGUACGCUUCGAGACCAAGUGAUGUACCCGCUGGCCGGCGAUGACGAACGCGACGACGAAGUGCUGGAGUGUUUGCAGCUCGCAAACUUGAUGAAAGUCGUGGAUGCGAGCGAAGGCGGUUUGAGCAGAGUCGAGCACGAUUGGACCGACGUCUUGAGCGGCGGCGAAAAGCAACGCAUCGGUUUGGCCAGGCUGUACUUCCAUCGACCCACGUUUGCCAUCCUGGACGAGGCCACGAGCGCGAUCAAUCCAGACGAAGAAGGUUUGCUCUACGCGCACAUAGAAACUCUCGGCAUCACCGCGUUCAGCAUCGCCCAUCGCUUGGAGCUCAAGCGCUUCCACGCCAUGCACUUGCACUUGGCCGCCGACGGUUCGGGGCGUUGGUCG